Marasmius oreades (fairy-ring Marasmius) is the source of this 1582-nucleotide messenger RNA. RefSeq lists its product as uncharacterized. The record is from RefSeq and is a predicted model, not a curated record. Gene Ontology annotation, biological process: mRNA splicing, via spliceosome. Gene Ontology annotation, cellular component: U2-type spliceosomal complex. The transcript has 7 exons. Bases 41 to 1513 code for a protein of 490 amino acids. Gene Ontology annotation, molecular function: RNA binding. Lineage: Eukaryota; Fungi; Basidiomycota; Agaricomycetes; Agaricales; Marasmiaceae.
UCCCAAUCUAGUAAUCACCUCCAUCAUAACUUUUACCUUCAUGUCGACGACUGUACGAAAGUCAGCUCCUCGUCUAGCACGUCCUGCAACAAUAUACAGACCGGGAAAAGCGCCCAAAGGCGCUGACACUGUGGUAGACUCUGACGAGGAUGAAGAAGAAUCUCAGGAAGUCCAAGAAGAGGAUGGUGAUGUCUCAAUUGGUGGAGAACAAGAUAUCGUACAAGAAGAAGAAGACGACGACGAAACAAUGCCCGUGCGGAAAGCACCAGCAACGAAAGUCAAAUCAAUGAAUGUUGCUUUAAAGGAUGUGAAUAUAUCCAAGGAGGGCAAGGUCAUAGUAGCGGGAAAAGAGGAGUCUGGGCGAACUGCUGUCGAGGAGGAAGAAUCAGAUGAAGAAGAUUUUGAGGAGGAACCCGAAGCUGUUGAGUCAGAGGAAACAGAUUCUAGUGAAUAUGAAUCUGAAACGGAAGAACAACCGAAAGUUCAAUUCCGGCCUGUAUUUGUUCCGAAGCGGAAUCGUGUCACACAAGAGGCAUUGGCUGAUGAUACUGAAGAGGCACGGCAACAAAGAGAAUUAGAAGCUGAAGAAAGAAAAAAACAGAGCCACGACAUGGUGGCUGAAAGCAUCCGAAGAGAAUUGGCGGAACAGGAGAAAGAGGAGCAGAUACCCGAUGUCGAUGACACUGACGGUUUGGAUCCGGAGGCAGAGUUUGAAGCAUGGAGAAUGAGAGAGUUGGCUCGUAUUAAGAAAGAGAAAGAGGAAGAGGUUCGAAGGGAACAAGAACGGGAAGAAGUUGAACGACGUAGGGCACUGCCCGAGGCACAGAGACUCAAAGAGGAUAUAGAGCAUGCUCAACAAUCUCGAGGAUCAAAACCCAAGGGAAAGCAAAAGUUUUUGCAGAAGUACUGGCACAAGGGUGCGUUUCAUCAGGACGAAGAAAUUCUCAAACGUCACGAUUUUACCGAAGCGACGGACUCGACCGUCGAUGUCUCAAUGUUACCGAAAGUCAUGCAGGUCAAGAACUUCGGAAAACGCAGUCGUACGAAGUACACCCACUUGGUCGAUCAAGAUACGACGAUUGGGAAUGGAGGAUUUGGCGGAGCGGGGACGAUAAAAGUUGGUGGAAAGACUAUCGAAGGCGGUCAAGGAUGUUUCUUGUGUGGAGGGCCACAUCUCAAAAAAGACUGUCCUCAGAACACUGGCCUGAUUAUGCGGGAUAAGCACCUAGAUGGAGAAAGGCCUCAAAGUUCUUGGAGGGACAAAGGCAAUGAGGAUCCAAGCCGAAACCGAGAACGGCGUGACCGCGAAUGGUCUCCUGGACGCGAUAGAAGAGAUCAGCCACACUCGAGGCAGGGCAACUACCGACGCAGGUCUCGCUCACGGUCAUUAUCUAGAACGCCACCGCCAAGACACAGAGAUUAUGACAGAAAACACGGACGACGACGUUCCCAAAAUUGGUCACCCGAGCGAGAUGGGAAACGGCGGAGGGUUGAAGCUGAAGCUCGAGAUUAAGCAUCAACAUACAUGUACAUUCAUCUAAGUCGGCUUCACUGCUAUUAGUAUUACAACUUCCCUCAGUAA